AUGGCAGGGACUCGUUUAAAGCAACCGCUUCUCUCCAGCCCCAUCGAUCGAGAGCAGUUCAGAAAUCUCUUCCCUAAUUCCACUAUCGCUGCCGCCAACACGACAACAUCAGUACAUCCUGCUAGCACAACAGCAGGUACCACAGAUGCAAAUUCACCAUCCUCUACUAGUGCAACGCUAGCCUCGAAAACUCCAUUAAGUUCAAGCAAUAAACGCGUUCCCGGGGCAGCAGUCGUAGGGGUAGCCUUCGCUUGCCUGAUCAUCGGAGCAGCCAUUGCCGUCGCUAUGCUGUUCUUCCUCUCUACCCGACGCAAGAGGAGGCAGGCAGAUUCGUAUAAACGACAUAUUCCAUCGUCGGAGAAGGGCGCUUUACUGCCACAGCCCGUUGAAGAUGAUGCAAUUAAGAAAGUGCUCUCCCGGGUCCGCGAUAAUAUCAAGAAUCAUGCACGAUCAUACUAUCAUCUUGAGAUGGUGCCAGUUACUGAGCUAGAUGAGUCGCAAUUGAGUGGUUUAGCUGCUGCCGUUGGCAUCAAUGCUUCCACACUCACUGGCAUAUUCUUAAACCCUUCCACUCGAGAGGAAGCAAUCCGUCUAUUCAUCGCGUGGAUCGCCAUAUCAAGAUGCUCGGACGAACGACACCCAACAUUCCUCCCUGACGAGUUGUCCAGCCUAGCUAUCGCCAUGCCAGGCAAGGACGGAACAAACAGCAACCAAGCUGCACUGUUCAGUGAGUGGAAGACGAUUACCGGGGCCUUGCUGCAGCAACGGUAUGGGAAACAGUCGGAAGAAGCAGCUGCGACGGCGCGCAGCGUGGCGGAAGCCAUUGAAGAAUUGAAUUCAGUUCUAGCGCCUUUCGUUGUCAGCAAAGUUAAUAGAGACCGACGCCAAAAGAAUCUUGAGAUGAUCAUGCAACGGUCGGCGAAACUAGCUUUCCUUUUGUUUUCUCAGCCUGGUACAUUUCGCUUCGACUUUACUGGACAAAAUGGGGUCAUGACCAUUUUUCCAGCUCUCUUCCAGGUGAUUGGCGACCAGGCACAGACUCUAAGCCCGCCCAGGCCUCUUUGGGAGAAGGAAAUUGCGGUAGAAGGGCAGGUCUGA
Molecule: messenger RNA, 1098 nt
Organism: Lindgomyces ingoldianus
Lineage: Eukaryota; Fungi; Ascomycota; Dothideomycetes; Pleosporales; Lindgomycetaceae
Exons: 4
Coding region: 1-1098 (365 amino acids)
Source: RefSeq, a predicted model, not a curated record